AUGAAUACAAAAAGCUUUUUAGGAUUAACUUGCCAUUAUAUUGAUGAAGAUAAAUUUAAAUCUAUAGUUAUAGCUGUAUAUGAACUUUCUUCAAACCAUACAGCUGAAUAUAUAACAGAUAUAAUAAAGAAAUUUUGUGAAUCUUGGGGCAUUUGCAUUAACAAAAUAAGUGCAGUAGUUACUGAUAAUGGUGCAAACAUGGUAAAGGCUAUAACACUCCUGUUUGGUAAAAAUAAGCAUUUACCAUGUUUUGCCCACUUAUUAGAUUUGCUAGCAACUAAAAUAAUGACAGAAGUGGGAAAUGUUGUCACAUAUUUUAAACACAGUGUCGCAGCCUCAGAUGAGUUAAGGAAGGCCUAA
Psylliodes chrysocephalus is the source of this 360-nucleotide messenger RNA. NCBI's taxonomy places the organism in Eukaryota, Metazoa, Arthropoda, Insecta, Coleoptera, Chrysomelidae. The record is from the annotation of a GenBank genome assembly.